Molecule: messenger RNA, 303 nt
Organism: Paramuricea clavata
Lineage: Eukaryota; Metazoa; Cnidaria; Anthozoa; Malacalcyonacea; Plexauridae
Source: the annotation of a GenBank genome assembly
AUGAAUAUGCCUUCUCCACCUAAAGCAAAUGCCUACUCUAAGGACAACAAAGCCAUCAUGAAAGCAGUUAAAACUGUUGCCGAGAAGAGCAUGAUGGAUGCCAGUGAUGAAAUCCAUGCAUUGAAAGGACGCAACAAUACUGGGAUCUCUCAUUGUGGAGUUUCUUGUGAUGGAAUGUGGCAGAGAAGUGGGCAUUCAUCAAUGAAUGGCUGUGUGACGACACUCUCGAUUGACACUGGCAAGUGCCUUGAUGUCGCAGUGUUAAGUAGUCUGCCGAGGGUGACAAAGACACAAGGACAGUGA